AUGAAAAAAAAAAUUGAACUGGAUCGAGUUGCUAAUGUCGGCACGGCGAUUUUGUUUGUGAACGUUGAAGGUGAUGUAACGAUUGAAGGAGGGAGGUCUACUGUUGUUGUUGACAACGGAAGCACGAGUUGCAAAAAGGGUUUGGCCAGAAUCGAUGGUGAUACGGCGUGGAGCGCAUUGAAGACAAACGACGUCACUUUCGGUGUCGAGGACCAUGAAAACGUAUUUUGCUGGUGUGCCUACGCCUAUGCGGGUGAAAUACUCGCCGCUGCCUUGGGAAAGACCAGAGACUAUGGAGCUACUGAAACCGGGGGUGGAUCUAAGGGGACGAGACUGGUUGGGAGAUGUGGCGAGAAGGAUUGGACUAUGGCAGCGUCUCUUUGGAGGCGGAGGUGGAAGAGUUGUUGA
Molecule: messenger RNA, 408 nt
Organism: Vicia faba (fava bean)
Lineage: Eukaryota; Viridiplantae; Streptophyta; Magnoliopsida; Fabales; Fabaceae
Source: the annotation of a GenBank genome assembly